Musca vetustissima is the source of this 5012-nucleotide messenger RNA. RefSeq names its product cell adhesion molecule Dscam2 (gene Dscam4). Gene Ontology annotation, biological process: axon guidance; cell-cell adhesion. NCBI's taxonomy places the organism in Eukaryota, Metazoa, Arthropoda, Insecta, Diptera, Muscidae. The record is from RefSeq and is a predicted model, not a curated record. The transcript has 25 exons. Gene Ontology annotation, molecular function: protein binding. Gene Ontology annotation, cellular component: plasma membrane; axon. The annotation marks the transcript as partial.
AUGGUUUAAAGAGGAAAAUGAGCAGCUGCUGCCCUUGCAACUAAGUGAUCGAAUAUCGAUUGUGUCGGCGGGACUUUUAAAGAUAAGUAAGGCACGUCUUGAUGAUACCGGCAAAUAUUUGUGUUGGGUAAACAAUACCGCUGGAGAAGAAACAAUACAAGUUUCGUUAACCGUUACAGCACCGCUGACAGCCCAUCUACAGCCUCAAGUACAAACGGUAGAUGUCGAUAAGGAUGCACAAUUUCAAUGCAUUGUGACUGGACAUCCGGUGCAUGAUGUUAAUUGGUUGCACGAUGGUAAACCAAUACUACGCGAUAACCGAGUCGAGAUUCUUUCAGAUCCGCCACGUCUCAUUAUCAAGAAAGUACAAAAAGAUGAUCCGGGCAUGUAUCAAUGUUUUGUGUCCAAUGAAUGGGAACAAAUACAGUCGACCGCUGAAUUACAGUUAGGAGAUGCCUCACCCGAGCUGCUGUAUUGGUUUUCGGAACAGACACUACAACCGGGUCCAACUGUAUCAUUAAAAUGUGUAGCAACUGGAAAUCCUUUGCCACAAUUUACAUGGACUUUGGAUGGUUUUCCGAUACCAGAUCAUUCGCGAUUUCUAGUUGGUCAAUAUGUUACGAUACAUGACGAUGUCAUCAGCCAUGUGAAUAUAACAAAUGUCAAGGAAGAGGAUGGUGGCGAGUACACCUGUACGGCACAGAAUGCCAUUGGCAAAGUAUCCCACAGCGCAAAGGUGAAUAUCUAUGGACUGCCACACAUUCGUGAAAUGCCAAAAAUAACUGGAAUAUCUGGACAUGAUUUGAUUGUUAAAUGUCCUGUGGCUGGUUAUCCAAUUGAUCGAAUUCAUUGGGAAAGAGAUGGCCAAACAUUACCAAUUAAUCGCCGGCAGCGAGCCUAUAACAAUGGUACAUUAAUCAUAGAACAACUGCAACGAUUAGAGGAUGCUGGCACCUACACCUGCAUGGCGCAAAACAAACAAAAACAGACAUCCAGGCGGAAUGUGGAAAUUCAAGUUUUAGUGCCACCCAAAAUCAUGCCCAUACAAGCAAUGACAAAUAUGCUGAGAGAAGGUAUGAGAGCGGCAAUAUCCUGUCAAAUAUUGGAAGGCGAUUUACCCGUCAGUUUUCGAUGGGAACGCAAUGGAAAGCCGUUAAUUGGAACUGGCAAUGAGGUCAUUCGUCGCUUGGAUGAAUACUCUGCCAGUUUGGUUAUUGAACACAUAACAUCUGAACAUUCCGGCAAUUACACAUGCAUUGCCCAGAAUGUGGCUGGCACCGAACGUUUUACGGUACCGCUCACCGUCAACGUACCACCGAAAUGGGUAUUGGAGCCGAAAGAUUCCAGUGCACAAGCCGGCGAUGAUGUCCUACUGCAUUGUCAGUCAUCGGGUUACCCGAAACCAACAAUCACCUGGAAGAAAGCCAUUGGACCCACGCCUGGCGAAUAUAAAGAUUUCAUUUAUGAACCCUCCGUUCAAUCUUUCCCCAAUGGCACCAUUCUUUUCAAGAAGAUAACCAAAGAAUCUCAGGGACAUUUUCUGUGUGAGGCUAAAAAUUCAAUUGGUUCCGGUGUGAGCAAGGUUAUAUUUCUCAAAGUGAACGUUCCAGCUCAUUUUCAAACGAAAUCGAAGCAAAUCUCUGUUGCCAAAGGGAAACAAGUGCACAUACAGUGCAAUGUGCAGGGUGAUAAUCCCAUCGACAUUCAUUGGAAAUUACAAGCCACACAACAGACCAUAGACGAAUCAAUGGAUACCAGAUACACGAUACGUGAUCAGAUACUUGACGACGGAAUGGUAUCAGAAUUAGGAAUUACCCAUACAUAUCGUCAGGAUACCGGCAUUUAUGUGUGUCAUGCCACGAAUACCUUUGGAGAGGACGAAAUGACGAUACAAUUAAUUGUACAGGAAGUUCCAGAGCAACCUAAAAAUUUGCGCAUUAAUUCACAACAGUCACGAAGUCUCCAACUGACAUGGAGUCAACCAUUUGCUGGCAACAGUCCAAUCGAAGAAUAUCACAUCUUCUACAAACAAAUAUCGGAUAUUUGGCAAAAUGCCGAACAUAUCACCAUAACUGGCUCACAGACGGUUGUCAACAUUGCCAAUUUGAAACCGGCCAAAGCCUAUCACAUACGUAUGUCAGCAGAAAAUAAAUUGGGCUCCUCCGAGUUCUCCGAGGUAGUUCAGGUAACAACACUGGAGGAGGUGCCCUCAGCACCACCACUCAAUCUAAGGGCCGAGGCAAAAAGUUCAACCGAGAUUAGUGUCGCCUGGGAUGCACCGGAACGAGACCACUGGAAUGGCAUUUUGUUGGGCUACUAUGUGGGAUAUCAAAUGUCGUUGAUGCCCGAGGCGUUGGAAAUCAAUCCCACAAUGGGUUUUAGUUUCAAAACGGUUGAGGUGCGAUCCCACUAUGGCGGUGAGACAGUUUUAAGUAAUCUCAAUAAAUAUACGGAAUAUCAUAUAAUCGUACAAGCGUACACCAGCCAGGGCAGUGGUCCACCCACCAAGGAAGUAACAGUGCAGACACUGGAGGAUGUUCCCAGCUCACCACCGGAGAGUCCCCAAUGCGAUGUCUUGAGUUCGACAUCGAUUUAUGUAACAUGGUCACCGCCAGACAUUGAUGGCCAGAAUGGCAAAAUAAAAGGAUAUAAAAUAUUUUACAUAUCAUCCGAAGACUUAUAUGAAAAAGAUCCAGAGGUUGUGAAAUCCAAUAAUCAAUAUGCCACACUAGAAGGACUGAGUAAAUAUACCAACUAUUCUGUUUGGGUAUUGGCCUAUACAAAAGUUGGUGAUGGUGUUAAGACCAAGCCCUUCUAUUGUCGAACACACGAAGACGUCCCAUCCGCGCCGCAAUCCAUUAAAGCCAUACCAGCAUCAAGUACAAAAAUUAUUAUAUCCUGGUUGCCACCACAGUUUCCUAAUGGCGAUAUUAUCGGUUACACUUUUUACAUGUCCAUGUUGGAGGGCGGCCGCGAGGAGGGUACCCAUAAACGUAUCUUGGGACCCUAUGUUGAAAUGCACGAAACUCAACGCACCCAGGAAUCGGCCACCUAUCAGUUUUGGCUAACCGCCUCGACCAAAGUGGGCGAGGGUGAAAAGACAGAUGUGGUCACAGUGCCACCCAACAAUAAGGUACCUGCUCGUAUUGUCUCCUUUAGCCAACGUGUUGUUACCCCCUGGAAGGAGAAUUUGGAGUUGACGUGUCGUAAGGUGGGUUCUCCUGCCCCGGUCACCAUAUGGCGGCUCGAUGGCCAUAAUCUAGAGACAAAUGCACGAAAAACUAUUGCCAAAAAUGGCACACUUUACAUACGUGAAGUGCAGUCCACCGAUGCCGGCAACUAUACCUGCAGUGUGGAAAACACCUGGGGUAAGGAUGAAAUAGUUUACAGUGUUGUCGUGAAAGUACCACCGGAAGCACCAAAUUUGACAGUGAUUAGCGCCUACUCGGAUAGUUUACUAUUGGAGUGGUCCGAUAACAAUAACGGCGGUAGUCCUAUAUUGGGUUAUGUCAUCAACUAUAAGCGGGACAAUGGCGAUUGGGAAGAGUUGCAGGUGGAUGCCAAAUCCUAUUCGCAUUUGUUGAGUAACUUGUGGUGCGGCACGCGUUAUCAAUUGUACAUAACGGCAUUUAAUAAAAUCGGAACGGGACUACCGUGUGACAUAGUCAAUACCCAUACAAAGGGUAAUCCUCCUGUACAACCGAAACACUCCCAAAUGAUAACGAAUAAUUCGACAAGUGUUACGUGUUGGCUAGAUUCGUGGGGCGAUGGUGGUUGUGGUAUUUUAUAUUUUAUGAUUGAAUCUCGAAUUUAUGGAAGAACCACCUGGACCGUGGUAUCCAAUCAUAUACCCUCAACGGAACGCAUUUAUACGGUUAGUGAUUUACAACCCGGCACCAAAUAUCAACUUAAAGUUACAGCUCACAAUAAUGCCGGAUCCACAACAGCUUUAUACAAUUUUACAACGUUAUCUGCGCAAGGAAAUGGAUUCGUCUACAAUACCGAUUCAAAUGCCAUGCCCACCAUAACAGAGAGCCCAUUUUAUGCCAACUUUAAGGUGUUGCUACCAAUUUGCAUUUCACUUAUUAUGCUGCUUGGUUUAGUGGCAGCAGUCUUAAUAAUACGAAAAAGAAAAAUUAGCAAUCAAACUCGACUGGCCUCAUCGUCAAUGUCGGAAACACCCUCCCUCACACAAUUGCAAAAUAAACAAAAUCGUGAUCAACAAUAUUUAGCCGUACGCUGUAAUCCCAAUGUGGGUCCACCACGCACCUCCAACUCCAAUGAUUCCGGUAGUUUUGGCAAAGCCGAAGGCAACGAGUACAUUGAAGAUAUCUGCCCAUAUGCCACAUUCCAAUUGAAUAAACAACCGUACAGUGAGAGUUCGUACAGCGGCAAUGUGUACAGUGGUCCCUAUCAUUCGGUGAGGGGUUCAUUUGUAUAUCACGAUGUUAAACCCGAUAGUUAUCAUACCAAAGAACCUGAAUACACUAAGGUACGGCGAAAGGUUGGCCGCCUUCGAGAUCCACAUUCCGAGAGCCAAGAAUCGGAUAAUCCAGGCUCAACAGAUUCCGAAGUUAGGAAAAUCCUAACACUUCACAUACCAAUUACAGAAUAUGACACCCUUGGCUCUGAAUCGGAUAACGAUGUAUCAGCGAGAGCUAUGAACUCGGCCAAAUAUCGUCCGCCGCGAGAAACCCAAGAUGAAUCAUCGUCCUCGUCGGAUGCAACGCCAACCAGUCUCAGUCGAAAAUUAAAACCACCCUAUACAACACGUAAGGGUAAUAAAACCGGAACGACGGGUAAGCGGCAUAUUCGUUCAUCCAGUGGUUAUUCCAGUAAUCAUGAUGAGACGACAUUUAGCAUUGCCAACUUCCCACCCAACUAUCAAGAUCACAUAAAUCCACCUGCUCGAUUUUCCGAUGAGAAGUCCAGCAACAAAUCACAGACAUCUCCACGAGUACGCUCCAAUAGCAAACUGCAAAGGGAAACGUUUCAAAUAAAUGUUUAAUAGU